Carassius auratus (goldfish) is the source of this 1936-nucleotide messenger RNA. Its product is annotated as serine/threonine-protein kinase SBK2-like. Gene Ontology annotation, biological process: protein phosphorylation. NCBI's taxonomy places the organism in Eukaryota, Metazoa, Chordata, Actinopteri, Cypriniformes, Cyprinidae. The transcript has 4 exons. Gene Ontology annotation, molecular function: ATP binding; protein serine/threonine kinase activity. The record is from RefSeq and is a predicted model, not a curated record. The coding region runs from base 605 to 1675 and encodes 356 amino acids.
GCAGAGCUGCUGUUCUGCACAGUAGGAGGAAUGUAUGAAAGUGAUAGCACUAGUAGGAAGAAGGGAGAUCGAGAGAGAGAGAGAGAGAGAGAGAGAGAGGAGGAUUUGGAAAGAGACUGCAGGGAACAGCAGGAACUCAAUAAAGUGUUGCAGAUGACAAGUGGAACACACUGGGACACUUUACUGACAUACAAGAGGAAAGAGAGUGAAUAAGACGUCUGGGAAGGGGCUGCAUACCUCACUGUUGUAGAACAUGGCUAUCUGGGAUAGAAGCAUGCAGAGGAAUUUUGGAGGGAAAAGGGGAGAGUGAGGGAAAGAGAGAGAGAGAGAGAGAGAGAGAGAGAGAGCAGAGGAAGGUAGCAGGCAUGAGUGAGGUCUGUCGGAUUCACUGAGGAUCAAGACAGAGAGAGAGCACAGAUAUAAAAAUACUCAGUAGCAACUGACACUCACACGCGCACGGUGACAUCUGAUUAACUGCUUGUCGAUCUCAGUUGUAUGUUGAUAACGAGCACCAGACAGUUUUACUCAGAUCUCAGUCCUGUACAGAUGGGAGAGAGAUACUGACUGUUUCCAAGACAUCCUGAAAGACCAGCAGCGUUGGACAAUGACUACUGCACCUAAAGAACUGGACGAGCUGUGCUACCUCACGGCGCAGUCCAUGACAUCACUGGUGACAUCACAGCACUUCAAGCUCAUCAAAAAGCUGGGGGAGGGCUCGUACGGCAAGGUGAUGCUGGCGGUGCAUCAGAGGAGAGGAACCCCAAUGGCUCUGAAGUUCUUCCCCCGCCGCUCCACAACUCUCCAAGCUUUCCUGCGGGAGUACAAUCUAUCCGUCUCCUAUUGCACACACCCUUCUUUAACACGGGCUCUAGGCAUCUUCUACUCCACUCCUUCUCACUAUGUCUUUGCCCAGGAGGCUGGUCUCUAUGGCGACCUGUAUAAUGUCAUUGUGUCAGAGGAGGGGGUGAGUGAGGAGUCUGCACAGCGUGUGAUGUCUCAGCUGAGUGGUGCUGUAUCUCAUCUCCAUUCUCUUGGCUUUGUGCAUCGUGACAUCAAGCCAGAGAACAUCUUCUUGUGUGACCGUGCUUGUCGCUGGGUCAAACUGGGCGACUUUGGCCUGGCGCGAGCACAGGGGACCGAGGUCCGUGCUGUGUGGUACAACUCCCCUUUCUGUGUGCCCGAGGUGGAGGGCGCCAAGACAGUCAGCGAUGCAGAGGAAGCAGAGGACAUCUGGAUGUCCGUGGAGCCCAGUUUGGAUACUUGGGCUUUGGGGAUCCUCAUAUACUGCCUGCUGACGAGCUGCUUCCCCUGGGAGGAGAGCACUUCUGAUGACCCUUCCUACUGUAAGUACAGAGACUGGUUCAACCGAAUCAAGCAGAGAGAGGAGACACAAGACACUGUGAGGGAGGAGAGUGAAGCUGAAAUUGAUGUGCCCCCGCAGUUUGACUCUUUAAGCUCAUUCGUCCUCACCUUGCUGAGAAAGCUGCUGAACCCGCUGCCCAGGCUUCGUCCGGGGCCUGAUGAGAUCCUGUCUUACCUCGGGGGACCUUGGUUACUGAAGACAGAGAAAGAGGAGAUGAGGAGAGAGAAGGAGGCACAGGAGGAGGCCAAGAAGAUACAUGAGAGAGGAAGGGUGGAAGGGGAAAAAGAGAUAUUGGGACGGAGGGAGAGAUAAAGUUCAUGCAAGACAGCAAUAUUACAAACAGAUGUACUAUACUUUCAAGAUUUUAUAUAGCGUUUAUAUUUUGGAAUAUUAAUCUUUUAUAUCAAUACAUUUUUUUAUUAUAAAACUGGAGAAACUUGGACAUUUGGACAGUGGUCCCAAAAUGUAUCUGGGCAAUUGUGGAAUUAUUAAUGUCAUUGCAUUAAAAAAUAGAUAUAUAAUUAUUAUAAAUUUGGGAUUUUUUUGUAUGAGUUAGUCACAUAUAAAUAUAUU